AUGGAAGGCAAUAUUAGCAAGUACGUCGUUAGAGUUCGCCCUGAUAAGGAAAAAAAGAUUGAAGAAUUAAGCAAUCUUGAUAAGGAAGAAGUUGAAACUUUAGAAAAGAAUAUUGAAAACAAUAUUGAACACAUCGUUUUAACUGGUAAUUCUUACUCUAAAAAGUUCUGUGAACAAAUUGGUGAAUUAUUCAAGAAGUCAACAAAAUUAACUAGAGUUGAUGUUCACGACACUUUUGUUUCCAGACUUAAAACUGAAUUACCUGAAGCUAUUGGAUUUUUAGGAAAUGGUUUAAUUGGUAAGAAUAUUAUCGAGUUAGAUAUUUCUGAUAAUGCUGUCAAUCCAUUUGGUGCUAUUGCUUUAAGUCCUUUCUUAGAAUAAGCUACUAGCCUUAAGGUCUUUUUGAUUAACAAUGCUGGUUUAGGUAUUGAUGGUGUUAAGACUAUAUCUGCUGCUCUCGCCAAGGGUACUCCUAAUCUAGAAAAGUUUGCUAUUACUCGUAAUAGAGCUGAAAAUCCAGGAGCUAUUGCUAUUGCUGAAGCUUUACCUAAGCUUACUAAAUUAAAAGAAUUAAUUGUAUUUUAAGAUGUUAUUAAAAAAGACGGUAUGUUAGCAUUACUUAAGUCACUUGCAACAAACUGCCCAGACCUUGAAUUAUUAGAUAUUAGAGAUAACUUCCUUAAAGAAGAAACUAUCUAAGAAAUGGCCAAUCUCAUUAAGGUUUGCAAGAAGCUCAGAGCCCUCAACAUUUCUGAUUGCAAUAUUGAAGAAGAUGAAAAUGAUAUUAUUAUUUAAGCUCUUGAAGAAUCUGAAGUUAAGCUUGAAAAACUUGGAUACAACUAUGCUGAAUUAAAUUCUAACUAAGCUAAAAAAUUAAUUGAUAUUCUAUUUUCAAGAAACAGUGAAUUAAAGAGAUUAGAUAUUAAGGGUAAUGACUUUAACUCUGCAACUCAAAAAUACUACAAGGAAAAGUUUGGUGAUAAAUCAGGUCUUAGCAACUUCGAAAGUGAUGAUGAAGAAGAAGAAGACCCUGCUGCACAAUUAGUUAAGGAUUUUGCCAACCUUCAUAUUUGA
This is a messenger RNA of Tetrahymena thermophila SB210, 1074 nucleotides long. Its product is annotated as Ran GTPase-activating protein. Gene Ontology annotation, biological process: activation of GTPase activity; nucleocytoplasmic transport. Gene Ontology annotation, cellular component: nucleus; cytosol; perinuclear region of cytoplasm. The transcript has 3 exons. Gene Ontology annotation, molecular function: small GTPase binding; GTPase activator activity. NCBI's taxonomy places the organism in Eukaryota, Ciliophora, Oligohymenophorea, Hymenostomatida, Tetrahymenidae. The record is from RefSeq and is a predicted model, not a curated record.